CGAUGUACGUUGUUUGUGGUACAUCCAUUGUAUAUAUCCGACUUGGGAAUACACAAAUUGUUUAAUUUUCUAAAAUGUUUUUCAAAUUUCAUAGUUUCACUUAUAGUUCACAGAAAGAGUGUGUUUAUUAUUAAUUAAUUAUUGUAUUGUUAUUUUAUCAACACAUGGAAUGUGUAUCUAGAACAUGAAAACUCAAUUUCUUAUAUUAAAAAAUCUAUGAAUAGAAGAAGUGAAGUAAACUUCUAAUUGACUAUAGAAAUGGUCAGCCAACAUUAUAUUAUGGUAUCAGGGAAGGAAAUUAAUUUUGAUCAUGAGAAUAGCGAAGAACUCUUACGUUAUUCAAAACAAGAAAUUACGGACGCUUUGGAGAUUUGUCGUCGUAUACUGAUAACGCAGAAUCUUGUAGAAGGGCUACCUAACGAAACAAUAGGAAGAAAAUCACAAUUGAUUGGCGAAGAAAUAACAAAGGCCGUAAUAAAGGUUUUGAAAGAUUUUAUUUUUGAAAACGAAGAAGACUGCUAUUUAGAAAAUGAAGACAUUCCUGAAAACGAUAUAAUUGGCGAUGUAGGACAAGAUUCGCCAACUAAUAGUAAAGGAGAAGAUUCACCAGAUAUUAAUAUAUCGUCUUCAAGUUCAUCAUCAGCAGGCGACAGUUUCCAAGAACAUGAACCUAAAAAAUCCAGAAUUUUGGAUUUUGUACCUCUUGAUAAAAAACUUAAAAUAAUUAAUAUUGCCAGACAACACCCGAAAUGGAGUCUGCAAACGUUGCAACGUCAUGGAUGCCAAGAACUUCGGCGGAAGGACUACCUACAGCGGUGGAUAAAAGAAAUAAAAGAAGGAGUUGGAGUGAAGGAAUCAUUUGAAUAUAUUAACAAAUAUACGUACGAUCGCUUUACAGAAACUAGAAAUAACAAAAGACCUGUGACAACUAGACUGUUACAACAGUGGGCAUUAGCUGCUGCAUUACCGUUCCAGUCGAACAGCUUUCAUUUUACAGCAUCUGAAUCAUGGGUAAAAAAAUUUAAAAAUACCCAUAAGAUUGCCCUGUCGCACGAUACAUAAGAUCAAAAAAUGAAUUGAAUCUACCGAAAAUUUUACAAAAAGCGGAGAAAUUUCAAAGAAGAGUAUCAAAUUCUAUAAAAUAUUUUGAGGCCCAAUAUGUAAUAAAUACGGAUAAAAUGGAAUAUACGCUGCGAAUAUACGCAGAAGCUUAUCAUAUGAAGGAAAAAAGGCAGUAGAAGUUUACUUAGGAGAUUUUAUAAAGUCACGCACAGUUAUACGGUUCAAUAUGCUUUAACAGUAGCAGGUACUCCUUUGCCACAAAUUUUUCUGUGCAUGCAAGAAACGAAAGGAAAUUUCGGACCUCGCAAAACAGUACAAGUGUUAAUGGAUCAGUAUAAAAAUGUAUUUAUCAUUGCAUCGAAAUCUAGGAAACUGACAUCAUUUUGUUGAUUUCGUAGAAAAUAUAAUAAGCCUGUAUUGUGAAAA
This is a messenger RNA of Frieseomelitta varia, 1488 nucleotides long. RefSeq lists its product as uncharacterized. The record is from RefSeq and is a predicted model, not a curated record. The transcript is spliced from 5 exons. The coding region runs from base 259 to 1062 and encodes 267 amino acids. NCBI's taxonomy places the organism in Eukaryota, Metazoa, Arthropoda, Insecta, Hymenoptera, Apidae.